AUGGCGGAGGUCCAGCCUGCCGCCGUCGCCUGGCCGGCCACCAGCACCACCAUGGUGCCAGGACGCAGCCAGACGCCGCCACGCUGCCGCCGAGGACUCAGCCGAACAGGACCGAGCGAGCCUGGCGCCGCAGUCCCCAGCAGCAGGGUCAUCACCCCAGAGCGGGGGUCUAGCCCCUCAUCUCCGUCGCCGUCGAGCCGCCGGCCGCCGGGAUCCCGCUGCUCCGCGCUGCCGGAUCCGGACGAGGAGGAGCGCCGCCAUCGUCAACCAGGGGUCACCGUCCGGGGGGGAGACGCCCCGCCGCCGCUGUCCCUAACUGGGCUUUUCCCAGCGGAGCCUCCCGGCGGCGGCGAGGAGGGAGGAGGCGCUCGGGCCUGGGGGCGCUGA
This is a messenger RNA of Lolium perenne, 387 nucleotides long. Lineage: Eukaryota; Viridiplantae; Streptophyta; Magnoliopsida; Poales; Poaceae. The record is from RefSeq and is a predicted model, not a curated record.